This is a messenger RNA of Didymodactylos carnosus, 1131 nucleotides long. NCBI's taxonomy places the organism in Eukaryota, Metazoa, Rotifera, Eurotatoria, Philodinida, Philodinidae. The record is from the annotation of a GenBank genome assembly.
AUGGGUGUACAAGGAAAUCCCCUGAUCAUGAAUGGUGGAUUUGAAUUAGGUGCCAAAUCAACCAGAGAUAUUUCGGUUCCAGAUGGAUGGGAAGCAGGUCGAUUUUGGCCAAGAACAGGAUGUCGAAAUGUGAAUGGACAGUUCAGAUGUGCUACAGGUGAUUGUGGUGCCGGUGUUAACAAUUUUCAAAUGGAAUGUAGAGGCAUUGGAGGUCAACCACCGGCAACUAUCGCUGAAUUUACAUUGAACGGUUGGGGUGGUAGUGAUUACUAUGAUUUAAGUAAUGUUGAUGGUCAUAGUAUUGCAAUGACGAUGCGACCCAUUCCCGGACAGUAUCAAAUGGUUAAUAAUCCAGAAUUAGGCAAAUACAAUUGUGGUUCAGCUACAUGUACAUUCAACAUGAACCGUUGUCCGCCAGAAUUAUCAAUGGAGGAUGGUAAUGGUGGCCGUGUAUGUGCAUCGAUCUGCGCAGCAAUACAUAAUCCCGGACAACGUGCUAAACAUCAACAUUUACAAAAUAUUUAUAAUAAUGAAGAUACACGUUCACUGGUCUGCUGUAGUUGUGAUCGUAAUUAUUGUGUAUCACCACAUGACAAUGUGACACCGGGUGGAAAAUGUUUUGUAGAACGAUGGCCACGAUCAACAGACAAUCAACGAUACGAUCAAGUAUUUAAAUCACAAUGCGCAGAUGCAUACAGCUGGCAGUUUGAUGAUUUUGCAAGCACCUAUCAAUGUAAGGCUGCAAAUUAUGAAAUCAUUCUCUGUCCCAACGGAGAAACUGUGGUUAAUCCAACACCAACGACAGCAGGGCCAAAUACACAAUCAAAUAAUUGUGGUGGUGCUAUUUUUGAUACAAAUAUGUACCAAUGUCAUAACAACAAAUAUUUGUGUCUUAAAGGUGAAUUAGCCUGUGGUGAUAACCCACAUGCAUGUUACAAGCCUAAUGUAACACAAACAAAAACAGUUGACGUUGAUUUUAAUGACGAAGAAGAAGAAGACAAGAGUCUAAUUAUUGAUCAAAGUGGAACAUAUGAAACAUCAAAUCAAAACAGUAGAGUAUAUGAGUCAAAAUGCCAAACAAAACGGCGUGAAUCAGCUGGGGACUUUCCCUCGUUAGAAGAAAAAGAAUGA